Molecule: messenger RNA, 3767 nt
Organism: Eutrema salsugineum
Lineage: Eukaryota; Viridiplantae; Streptophyta; Magnoliopsida; Brassicales; Brassicaceae
Source: RefSeq, a predicted model, not a curated record
UUCUUUUUUCUUACAUUUUACAUUUUUCUUCAUAUAUACUGGAAUACGACGACUCAAUGACUGUCACUGCCGGAAAUUUUCCUUCCGUAGUCGUAAUACUUCUCUCAGUUUAGAGGGAUAUUUUUUCUUUUCUUUUUUUUUACCAGUUUGUUCUACUGGGAAUUUCGGUUUCACACUUGUUUUCUCUCACUGAGAAAAACUCGAGGAGUUUUCUUGUUGGGGCAGUGGUCAAGGUACAAUGUUCAACGAAGCUGGCUUAAGAAGCUUAGGGGAGGAUGUUGGUUCGAGGUGGACGAUCGGUAACCGGAAAUUGGAUGGUAAAUCUGUUGCCAAUGCGAAUUCGGGGAAAGCUGGUCAUUGUUUUGGACUCGGGAGUGCUCCUCCGUUUUUCUCAGCCAAAAAACCGGCGAGAGGUAGUAACAAUGGUGGCUCAAGUUCAGACAUGGACAUUGUUUCUAAUUCAGAUGAAGAGACAGACGAGAGGCACCACUCACCUCAACGAUCUCCUCAAGAUUAUAAUACUCAUGUUGGCUUGCCUCACUUGUAUCAAAUGGCUGCUCAAAACGGACAUGGGCGUAAUGGUGUAAAGGCCUUUGGUUUUGGUGUAGAUGACUUAUCAGACUCAGCUACAAGCACAGAAGUUUCAUAUGAAGCAGAAGCUUGUGGUGUGAGGAACAAUACAUCUACGCGUAAUGAAGGUGAAACAAGAAGAAAUGUUGAGGCUGGAACUUCAGGAAGGACCCAGAACGGGACUAGCACUUCGAUGAGUUCAUUGGCUCCCCGUUUCCCAACUUUUCACGCAAGUGAGCAGGGUCCAUGGUCUGCGAUGAUUGCCUAUGAAGCCUGUGUGCGGCUAUGUCUUCAUUCAUGGUCAAUGGAUAGUGUCAGUGAGGCUUCUUACUUCCUGAACAACGAAUGCACCAUAAUCCGAAAUGCAUUUAGUUUGGAGAAAUUUUUCCUUCAAUCUGAGGAAGAGUUACUGGGAAAGGGACCUUCUGAGUGUACCGAGACAUCGGCUCCAAAAGCAAAGAAAACUAUUGGAAAAAUUAGACUCCAAGUUCGUAGAGUUAAAAUGGGAUUAGAACCACCACCUGGCUGUAACAUUGCAUCACUAACCAACAUUGCAUCACUAACGGUCUCCAAGGAAAAGCUCGAAGUUGUUCGUCACCAUAUUGCGGAACUAAAUCUGACUUUAUCUUCUGGAUGGAAAGCAGCUAAGAAAGUUCAUGUCACUCCUCAAGUUCCUCUAAAUGGUUCACUUUCGCGUCAAAGUUUGGCUUACCUGCAGGCAGCUGCUCGCUACCUUAAACAGGUCUCAAAGGCCUUUAAAAAAGAAAUGGUUACAUCACACACUGGACCGCAAACUUAUGAAGCAGUACAAGAAACAUUUUCUUGUUCAUUGAGAUUAAAGAGCUCUGCUGAAGAAGACCAAAUUAAGACGCAACCUGGAUCUGGCGAGGCUUUUAUUUUCUUACCAGAUAAUCUUGGUGAUGAUUUGAUCAUUGAAGUUCGAGAUUCGAAGGGGCAACUCCUUGGUCGUGUUGUAGCUCAGCUAGCAGCUAUAGUUGAUGAUCCGACCGAGAAGCUGCGGUGGUGGCCAAUAUAUCACGAACCAGAGCAUGAACUUAUUGGGAGAAUCCAGCUUUAUCUAAGUUACUCAAGCAGUCUAGAUGAAAAAACUAAGUGUGGGUUGGUGGCAGAAACUUCAGCGUAUGAUAUUGUCCUAGAGGUGGCUAUGAAAGCAGAACGAUUUCAGCGAAGAAAUUUAGUGUUUAAGGGCCCAUGGCACUGGCUGAUUACUCGAUUCGCAUCCUAUUUUGGGAUUUCAGAUGCGUACACAAGAUUAAGAUAUCUCUCUUAUGUCAUGGAUGUCGCAUCGCCUACCAAGGACUGUCUUGAUCUGAUACAUGAAUUUCUAUUCCCUAUUAUAAUGAAAAGCAACCACAAGGCUGUAUUGAGUCAUCAAGAGAAUCGGUUACUGGGGGAAAUUGACGAACAAAUUCAGCAGAUUCUUGCUUCAGCAUUUGAGAACUAUAAAUCACUUGAUGAACUGUCUUUCUCCGGGAUGAAAGAUGUUUUUGAGUCUGCUACAGGGACUCCAGCCCCGGCGAUAGAAUCAGCUGUCAAGCUUUAUGGUCUUCUCAACGAUGUAUUAACCCCUGAGGCACAGCUGAAACUUUGCAGAUACUUUCAGGCUGCUUCAAAGAAGAGGUCCACGAGGCAUUUAUUGGAAACAAACGAUUUACUUAACAACCGUAGUGAAGGUGUUGCACAAGUUGAUCCCAUGGCACUUCCAGCUUCUUAUCAGAAGAUGAAGUCUCUAAUCUUGAGCUUUAAGAAUGAAAUAUCCACUGACAUAGCGAUCCAUAACUGCAAUGUGCUCCCAAGCUUUAUAGACCUUCCAAAUCUAUCAGCGGCAAUAUAUAGUGUUGAUCUCUGCAAUAGGCUCCGGGAAUUUCUUCUCGUAUGGCCUCCUCCUGGACCAUCACCUGCGGUUGUUGACCUUGUUAUCACAACUGCUGACUUUCAGAGAGAUAUCUCUAGCUGGAACAUAAAUCAUAUUAAAGGUGGUGUUAACGCCAAAGAGCUUUUCUAUUCAUAUAUCACAAGCUGGAUUGAAGAGAAAAGACGCGUUUUAUAUGAACUCUGCAAGCUAGAGACGGUAAAAGCAUGUGGCGAGAUUCCGGGAUUGACUUCUCCUUUUGUUGAUGAGAUGUAUGAGAGACUCAAUGGGACACUUGAUGAAUAUGAUAUUAUCAUUAGGCGUUGGCCAGAAUAUGCAAUAUCCUUGGAGAAAGUUGUAGCAGAUGCGGAGAAGGCAAUAGUUGAAGCGAUGGAGAAACAGUUUGCUGAGAUUUUAUCUCCGUUAAAGGAAAGUAAGAUCUUUGGGCUGAAAAUUGUCCAGAAAUUCACCAAAGGCACACCUAACCCUUACUCUGCUCCAAAAGAGCUUGGAGUUCUUCUGAACUCGAUGAAAAGAGUGCUUGACAUUUUACGGCCGAGUAUAGAGAACCGGUUCAAGUCUUGGAAUUCUUAUAUCCCUGACGGAGAAAACAGAGUAUUGGGAGAGCGGUUAAGUGAGGUUACAGUAUUGUUAAGAGCCAAAUUCAGAAGCUAUAUGCAAGCUCUCGUGGAGAAGCUCGCUGAGAAUACGAGGAUACAAAGUCACAUGAAGCUAAAGAGCAUCAUCCACGACUUAAGGGAAACAACAGCAGAACCGGAUGUUAGAAACAGAAUGAUGGCAUUGAAAGAUGUGCUAGACAAAACCAUCAAUCAUCUACACGGUGUUUUCUUACCAGAUGUAUUUGUGUCGGUCUGUAGAGGAAUCUGGGACCGAAUGGGACAGGAUGUGCUUCGUCUGUUGGAAGAUAGGAAAGAUAACGUGACUUGGCACAAAGGCCCGAGAAUCGCAGUUUCUGUUUUGGAUGAAAUCUUUGCAACACAAAUGCAAAGUCUGUUAGGGAACGCUCUCAAGGCCGAGCACUUGGAGCCACCGAGAUCAAUGAUGGAACUCAGGUCUAUGCUAUGUAAAGAUUCUACAGACUACCGAGAAGGAGGCUACAACUACUAGUAGUACCAGACACGUGAACCGGUGAAGAAUCUGGUUCUUACGGUUUUUUGUUAUACCUGCAAAGUCACCUCUGGUUCAUUAGUAUAUGGUGAAAUUUUGGCCUACAACUUUGAACCAAGCAAUUUAUGUAAUUAGCAAAAACAAAAACAAUUAAACAAAUAUAGCGGUUACCAUUACAGUAGUAACGAAAGUUAGA